GUCAUACAUGCAGUGACAAUUGCGGUAACGACCUAGUAUACUAAAGUUCAUCAGUUUCUCUCAGGAAAAGAGCAUCGUCGCGCAAGCCUUGUUGUGUUUUAUCAGUUCAUGGCCGUAUCGUUCGCAACGAAAUGGAGCACGAAUGUUUAAUUGUGAAGUAUAUUACUGCGAAUAAUUGCUUCGUUGGUUUAUCGUAUCAUUGGGCACGCCGGAUGACAAGUGAGGUGAAUGCGAUCGAAGUGACGCAUAACGCAAGGGUGUAUUAUUUUUCUUUUCGUACGUUUAACACUAUUCCGAACGAUAUAUUAGGCAUCGGAGCGAUUUUCGCGAGAAGCCUGAACAUACAAGAAGGGGACGAAGUUUUGGUGACUACCGUGAAGCAGAUGCCCUCGUUGAACAGUAUUAAUAUUAUUCCUCUCACAAUAAAUGAUCGUGAGCUUCUGGAAUUACAAAUGGAAAAGGUGCAGUCGAGUCUCCUGAAUCAAGUGAGAAUCGUCGCGAAAGGACAGCCAAUCGUGGCCUGGAUUUCGAAAUUUUCUUCCAUAACUUGUGUCGUAGAGGAUCUAGAGCCGAAAUUCUCGUACGGGCUUCUGCAACAAUUCACGGAGGUGCACGUGCUCGAUGUAGCAACGGGCGCGACGAAGAAGAACGUAAACGUUAACGAGAAAACCGAUGUUAUGCGCAAUGCUCUAGCCAAAAUCUUUCCUUACUUUACCAAAGAGCAUGAUGCGAACGAUAACGUAUCGAAUUAUGCGCUGCUGCAAGGCUUUUGCAAGAGAAGCAUACCUCGUGUGUUUCGCGUAUAUCCUUUACCGUCCACGAGCAACAGAGAACACGCCAGUGAUUUGAUAUUUACAGCACCCAGUCACAUCCUAAUACCGAGAAGUUAUUUGCCGAAGAGUGUCAGAUCGACGAACGGGAGAAUAAUGUGUAAAGUCAAGAAAGUACCUGAAGAACGGCAACGCGUUAAUGACAGCACCUCGAAUUUUCUGCGGGACGGCGAUUCUUCAAUCCUUCCUAAAAUUUCCGACGAGCUCACCGCGAGGAUUUAUGUUCUUGAGGACGUUUUAAAAUCGCGCACGGCCGACUUGAACUACUUCGAUUUGGAUUCGAUUCACUCGCGCGCUUACGUGUCGGAUAGUCUGAGAAUCACUCUGCAAAUGAGAGCGGGAAGUAGAAUGAUUAUAUGGCUGAUCGAGGAGAACAAACGAUCGAAACCGACGUCGUUGGAUAUUUUCACCUGCGCGGCAGACAUUGCGACGAUGCAGGAUUUCAAAAGCUACGUAAAUUUCUACUCGAGGGACGAGCUAUUGUUACUCAAUUCGCGCUCAAUUUUGCUCGACCAAGGCAGACGCUACAUCGUGCAAAUAUCGCCAGAGGAUUGCGAUUACGCUUUCAUGGACGACAAGGAUAUCGAAAACUUGGACAUCCGCGUUCAGCCCGCGCUGUAUUCGACUAACGCGGAGAUCUUGGAGACCCACUGCUCAGAAAACCUAAAACUGGAGAAUAUUUCCACGAGAUUCGUGCAGGGUGUUCUCGACGAUUGCGAGAAGGCGCUCGAUCUCAGUCUGGGUUUGCGAAUUAAACCGGACACGAAGGUGGACUUCCACUACGAUCGGGAGAAUAUUCUGAUCUGCGGCGGCUUAGGCUCCGGCAAAACGACCGUUUGCAAAAUACUAAUCGAGCAUUACCGCCAAGAGCCGCGUUUUGUGUACACGCGCAUGAUUGACUGUAGAUCGUUGAAAGGCAAGAAGGUCGAGACAAUGCAGAAGACCAUUGCGUCCGUCAUGCACGAAUGCGUGUAUUAUCAACCGUCUAUACUCUUCCUGGACGAUUUGGAAUGCAUUACUAAUGCCUCGUUAAAUGACGAGGAAAAUACGAUAGAGGCGACGAACGCUUCCAGAAUCACCGAUAUGCUGAUCAAUACCAUCACACAAUAUCAAAAGUUCCAUUACAUCUCGGUCGUCGCCACUUGCGUCAGCGUGAGCAAGAUCGGUUUGAAAUUACGACCGGCAAGAGGAAUACAAUUCUUCCGGACUGUUCUGUCGAUUCCCAAUCUCAACAAGGACCAUAGAAUCGAUAUUUUGCGCACGAGACUCAAGGACAAACUACCCGAAGACAUGAGUUGGGAUCACUAUGGGAACAAGACCGAGGGCUGGAUGCCUCAGGACCUCGUCGACCUGGCGGAGAAGGCGAUAUUCGCCGCGUGGAAGCGUUACGCGGCGGCAAGAUCCGAAUCACGAAUGAUCGUGACAGAAGAGGACGUGAAUGUCGCGUUGGCGAAUUUUACGCCAAUUUCCAUGCAGGAUGUGCAGCUGCACAAGAGCGGCGGUCACUCUUGGUCCAACAUCGGCGGACUGUCGGACGUGAAGAGUUCUCUCACGGAAAUUCUGCAGUGGCCGCUCAAGUAUCCGGAGAUCUUCAAGAACGCCCCGAUAAAGCUGCAAAGCGGUGUCCUGUUGUAUGGAAUGCCCGGCACCGGCAAGACGAUGCUGGCGAAGGCGAUCGCCGGCGAAUGCAGCGUCAAUCUGAUCAGCAUCAAGGGUCCAGAACUGCUGUCGAAGUACAUAGGUGUUAGUGAGGAAUCCGUGAGAAAUGUAUUCGAGAGAGCUCGUCGCGCUAAGCCGUGCGUUUUGUUCUUCGACGAGUUCGACAGUCUCGCACCCAGACGUGGGCACGAUAACACUGGGGUGACCGAUCGAGUGGUGAACCAGUUGCUGACGCAACUCGACGGGGUUGAAGAUCGCGAAGGGGUAGCGAUCGUAGCCGCGUCCUCGAGGCCCGACAUGUUGGAUCCAGCUCUACUAAGACCAGGACGUCUCGACAAGUGUUUGCAUUGUCCUUUGCCGAAUGAGAUGGAAAGAAGAGAGAUCUUCGCGGUGCUGUGCGACUCUCAAAACAUAGACAGCGCAAAACUCGACCUGGACGAACUAGCACGGCUCUCCGAUGGAUUCACAGGAGCCGAUAUCAAUGCGGCGAUUAUUCAGGCAAGGCUGGCAGCUUACGAGAACGCUGUAGCAGUUGUAAUCGACGGCAAAGUCGAGGCAUCCGACAUCAAAGUCGUGCAGACGCAUCUCGUAGAAUCCAUUAAAUCGACCAGGCCGUCCCUGUCCGCUGCGGAAAAGUCCAAAUAUACUAAGAUUUAUGCCAGGUUCUCCAAGGAAGAUACUUACGUGGAGGACGUCUUGAAGAACCAGAAAGCGACACUGGCUUAAUCAGAGAUGUCAAUCAGGACUUCUCCAUCAAUACUUCUUCAUUUUCCAAAGAACGAAUAUAUUUUUAUACCAAAAUCAAGGAAAGUUAUACAUCGUUAGAAACAAUAAAUUAUAAAAAUAAAAUAAAUAAUUCUAUAAUAAAUAAUUCUAUAUAAUAUAAA
Odontomachus brunneus is the source of this 3376-nucleotide messenger RNA. RefSeq names its product peroxisome biogenesis factor 1 (gene Pex1). Gene Ontology annotation, molecular function: ATP hydrolysis activity; ATP binding. Gene Ontology annotation, cellular component: peroxisome; cytosol; peroxisomal membrane. The transcript is spliced from 16 exons. NCBI's taxonomy places the organism in Eukaryota, Metazoa, Arthropoda, Insecta, Hymenoptera, Formicidae. The record is from RefSeq and is a predicted model, not a curated record. Gene Ontology annotation, biological process: protein import into peroxisome matrix. The coding region runs from base 132 to 3215 and encodes 1027 amino acids.